Messenger RNA from Gorilla gorilla gorilla (western lowland gorilla), 2894 nucleotides. It is a transcript of the gene MTCL3, whose product is annotated as MTCL family member 3. Gene Ontology annotation, biological process: regulation of autophagy. The transcript has 6 exons. NCBI's taxonomy places the organism in Eukaryota, Metazoa, Chordata, Mammalia, Primates, Hominidae. Bases 30 to 2873 code for a protein of 947 amino acids. The record is from RefSeq and is a predicted model, not a curated record.
UCCAAAUCGCAUCUGGUAGGUUCUUAGCCAUGAGUCAGCCACCAACCGGGGGCGCUGCCCCUGCCACAGCAGCAGCUUCUCCCGCCGCUGCAGCCACUGAGGCUCGUCUGCACCCGGAGGGCAGCAGCAGAAAGCAGCAGCGAGCUCAGUCACCCGCUAGACCCAGGGACAGUUCGCUGCGACAGACAAUCGCGGCCACCCGGUCCCCAGUGGGGGCCGGCACUAAACUCAAUUCUGUUCGGCAGCAGCAGCUGCAGCAGCAGCAACAGCAGGGUAACAAGACCGGGAGCCGCACGGGGCCGCCAGCCAGCAUCCGAGGAGGCGGAGGUGGGGCCGAGAAGGCGACGCCCCUGGCGCCCAAAGGGGCCGCUCCGGGAGCUGUCCAGCCUGUGGCUGGUGCUGAAGCGGCCCCCGCCGCGACCCUGGCCGCUUUGGGCGGCAGGAGGCCCGGACCGCCCGAGGAGCCGCCUCGGGAGCUAGAGUCCUUGCCCUCGAAACUCGGGGAACCCCCUCCGCUCGGAGAAGGGGGAGGAGGGGGCGGGGAAGGAGGAGGAGCCGGCGGCGGCUCCGGGGAAAGGGAGGGGGGCGCUCCGCAGCCGCCGCCGCCCAGGGGCUGGCGAGGGAAAGGCGUACGCGCUCAGCAGAGGGGCGGCAGCGGCGGGGAGGGGGCCUCCCCUUCUCCAUCCUCCUCUUCUGCGGGCAAAACCCCAGGAACCGGCAGCAGAAACUCCGGAAGCGGCGUUGCGGGGGGCGGCAGCGGUGGUGGAGGGAGCUACUGGAAGGAAGGAUGUCUGCAGUCUGAGCUCAUCCAGUUCCAUCUCAAGAAGGAGCGGGCGGCAGCGGCGGCGGCCGCGGCUCAGAUGCACGCUAAGAACGGCGGCGGCAGCAGUAGCCGCAGCUCCCCGGUCUCUGGCCCCCCUGCCAUUUGCGAGACCCUGGCCGUCGCCUCCGCCUCCCCAAUGGCGGCGGCGGCGGAGGGCCCCCAGCAGAGCGCAGAGGGCAGCGCGAGCGGCGGGGGCAUGCAGGCGGCAGCGCCCCCUUCGUCGCAGCCGCACCCGCAGCAGCUCCAAGAGCAGGAAGAAAUGCAAGAGGAGAUGGAGAAGCUGCGAGAGGAAAACGAGACUCUCAAGAACGAGAUCGAUGAGCUGAGAACCGAGAUGGACGAGAUGAGGGACACUUUCUUCGAGGAGGAUGCCUGUCAACUGCAGGAAAUGCGCCACGAGUUGGAGAGAGCCAACAAAAACUGCCGGAUCCUGCAGUACCGCCUCCGCAAAGCCGAGCGCAAAAGGCUCCGCUACGCCCAGACCGGGGAAAUCGACGGGGAGCUGUUGCGCAGCCUGGAGCAGGACCUCAAGGUUGCAAAGGAUGUAUCUGUGAGACUUCACCAUGAAUUAGAAAAUGUGGAAGAAAAGAGAACAACAACAGAAGAUGAAAAUGAGAAACUGAGGCAACAGCUCAUAGAAGUUGAAAUUGCAAAGCAAGCUUUACAGAAUGAACUGGAAAAAAUGAAAGAGUUAUCCUUAAAAAGAAGAGGAAGCAAAGAUUUGCCAAAAUCUGAAAAAAAGGCUCAACAGACUCCCACAGAGGAGGACAAUGAAGAUCUGAAGUGCCAGCUGCAGUUUGUUAAGGAAGAAGCCGCUUUGAUGAGAAAGAAAAUGGCCAAGAUUGAUAAAGAAAAGGACAGAUUUGAACACGAGCUCCAGAAGUACAGAUCCUUUUAUGGGGAUCUGGACAGUCCUUUGCCCAAAGGAGAAGCCGGAGGCCCUCCCAGCACUAGGGAGGCCGAGCUCAAGCUACGGCUAAGGCUGGUGGAGGAAGAAGCCAACAUCCUGGGCAGGAAAAUCGUCGAACUGGAGGUGGAGAACAGAGGCCUGAAGGCGGAACUGGACGACCUUAGGGGCGAUGACUUCAACGGCUCGGCCAACCCGCUCAUGAGGGAGCAGAGCGAAUCCCUGUCGGAGCUGCGGCAGCACCUGCAGCUGGUGGAAGACGAGACGGAGCUGCUGCGGAGGAACGUGGCCGACCUGGAGGAGCAGAACAAGCGCAUCACGGCGGAGCUCAACAAGUACAAGUACAAGUCCGGCGGCCACGACAGCGCGCGGCACCACGACAACGCCAAGACCGAGGCCCUGCAGGAGGAGCUGAAGGCGGCGCGCCUGCAGAUCAACGAGCUCAGCGGCAAGGUCAUGCAGCUGCAGUACGAGAACCGCGUGCUUAUGUCCAACAUGCAGCGCUACGACCUGGCCUCGCACCUGGGCAUCCGCGGCAGCCCCCGCGACAGCGACGCCGAGAGCGACGCGGGCAAGAAGGAGAGCGACGACGACUCGCGGCCGCCGCACCGCAAGCGCGAAGGGCCCAUCGGCGGCGAGAGCGACUCGGAGGAGGUGCGCAACAUCCGCUGCCUCACGCCCACUCGCUCCUUCUACCCGGCUCCUGGGCCCUGGCCCAAGAGCUUCUCCGAUCGGCAGCAGAUGAAGGACAUCCGCUCGGAGGCCGAGCGCCUGGGCAAGACCAUCGACCGGCUCAUCGCCGACACGAGCACCAUCAUCACCGAGGCGCGCAUCUACGUGGCCAACGGGGACCUGUUCGGACUCAUGGACGAGGAGGACGACGGCAGCCGCAUCCGCGAGCACGAGCUGCUCUACCGCAUCAACGCUCAGAUGAAGGCCUUCCGCAAGGAGCUGCAGACCUUCAUCGACCGCCUCGAGGUGCCCAAGUCUGCCGACGACCGCGGCGCCGAGGAGCCCAUUUCCGUGAGUCAGAUGUUCCAGCCUAUCAUUUUACUUAUUCUCAUUCUUGUAUUAUUUUCAUCACUUUCUUACACAACAAUAUUUAAACUUGUCUUCCUUUUUACACUGUUUUUUGUACUGUAAAUCUUUCAUCAUUUACCAUUC